Dermacentor silvarum is the source of this 10975-nucleotide messenger RNA. Its product is annotated as mediator of DNA damage checkpoint protein 1-like. The record is from RefSeq and is a predicted model, not a curated record. The coding region runs from base 217 to 4056 and encodes 1279 amino acids. Lineage: Eukaryota; Metazoa; Arthropoda; Arachnida; Ixodida; Ixodidae. The transcript has 16 exons.
GCGCCAAUUUUGCGUCAUGACGCGGAGAAGCGGUGAACUACGCUGCAGACGCGCCGGUCGGCAGUACAGUGUCGGCACCUAUCCACAGAACGCCCAGACCUAUCCAUCUAGCCACCGAAACGGGACCAUUGAAAACAAAAAUACCACGUGCGCGGUGACUAAUGUGUGAAUGUUCACUGCUAUUUGGUGCUUAGUGUGUAAGUAAGGAAAUUCGCAAUGGACAAGUCACACGGCAGUUGUGAGUGUUGUGAAAAAUGGUAUAAGAAACACAUUGCAAUUAAGAGAAAGAUUGCUGAAAGAAGCCUCCAGAUUAGCAGAUUCCUGCAGCUUGACCAGGAGAACAAGAAGCUGAGGGAUGAGCUUCGUGACAUGCAGGAAUUGUCACAGACGUUGCGUGCUGAUUGUGUGGGGUACAAGAAGGAAAUGUGUGCCACGCUGGCUGAGCUGAGUUCACUGCAGCAGCUCUCCAGCAGCCAAUGUGCGGAGCUGGCACGCUUGAACCAGGAGCGAGAUGAGGCCUACCAGGCACAUCAGGAGGCACAAACGUCGCUGCAGAGUUGCCAGGCAUCCCUGAGGCAGUACGAGGCACUUAUCCAACAGCAGAAGGAGGAGGCCGAAGGCAAGGCUCGCACAAGGCCACAUGAUGCUUUCUCUGCAGUAUCCAUGCUGGAAAAGAAGCUUCAGGCAUGCACCCAGCAAGCGAAGCAGGCACGCUCCCAGCACAAGAAAGCGAUGGGCUGGCUUCGAGGCUUUCUUGAACUGCUGAGACAUCCAGAGUCUUGGACCGGCACAAAGUUGCAGCUGCAAGUGGAGCGCCUCACCAACCUCGUGCACGCUGAGGAAAGCCCAGAUGAAGACUUGCAGUGUGGUGCACGUCAGUUGGAAGCAUUUCUUGAAAGUUAUGCGACUUCAACAGAAGAAUUAACUACAGAAGACCUGAUUGCAAAAGCAAGAGAAAUGCAAAUUCCAAAUCUAUUGUCCCCAUUGCCUCCAUCACCACAAUCACGUAUGCUUGUGCCAGAUCCAGUGCCCUUUGUGUCAUCAUACUCCAUGCUACUGUCAGCUUCAUCAGAGCCAGAACCUCCAACACCUUCGCUCGAGCUUAGCCCAUCAGGAGUUCCAUCAGACCACGUGCUACUAGCAGCAUCAUCUGAGCAAGUACCAUUAGAAUGCCCAUCAGAGCUAGUUCCAGCCGAGCCAGUGUAUAAUGUAAAUACUUUAACACCCCUGUCAGAACUUGCGCCGCCAGCACCUCUGUCAGAGCCUGUGCUGCCGACAGUCCUGCACAACACUGCUUCUCAGGUGAAAUCGUUGGGCUCAGUUUCACUACUGCCCCACGUAGAACCAUUGCAGCAAGUACGCUUGUCGAAAUCAGUGCUUCUAGGACCUCCCUUGGAGCCAUUGCUACCAACAUGUUCAUCAGAUAUGAUUCCACAAGCAACCCUGUCAACAUCAACACCAUUGGCACCUAUGUCAGAUCUUGUGAGGCUGACACAACAUUCGGAGUUAGCACCACCUGUUUCAGUGGAAUCAGAGCCAACAUCGUUGAUUGUUCUGUCAGAACCAGCAUCACCUGCUUCAUUGGAACCAGAGCCAGCAUCGGUGAUUGCCCUGCCAGAACCAGCACCAUCGGCUUCAUUUGAAAUAGAGCCCACAUCGGUAAAGGCCCUGUCUGAACGGGCAUCACCUGCUUCCUCAUCGAAACCAGAGCCAACAUUGGCACCACCUGCUAUUUCAUUGGAACAAGAGCCAACAUCAGUGAUUGCACUGUCAGAACCGGCACCACCUGCUUCAUUGGAACCAGAGCCACCAUUGGUGACUGCCAUGUCAAAAGUGACAUUACCUGGAUCUUUAUUGAAACCAGAGCCAACAUCGGUGAUUGCCCUGUCAGAACCAGCACUACCUGCUUCUUCAGUGGAACGAGAACCAACAGCAGUAGCUGCUGUGUCAGAAUUGGCAGCACCAGCAUGCUUGUUGAGGCAAGUGAUACCAGAACCUUCACCGGUACUGGCCCUAGCAUCAUCUUCAUUGGACUUAGCGCCGCCAGCACCUCUGUCAAAACCAGUGGUGAUGACACCUUCGUUGGAGCUGGUGCGGCAGGCGUCUCCAUCAGUUCCUCCUGCAAGGCUGAUGCAGCAGUCAGAAAGUGUGCUGCCACCCCCAUUGUUGGCACCAGUGUCACUGAGACCAACAGAGCCAAAGCUACCUGCAUCAGAGCCAGCAUACACUGGCUUAAAAUCGCUGGCCAAUCAUUCUAAGAGCUCGCACGUUGUUGGCACAACAAGCAAUAAGCCCCUGCAAAGAUCCAGUGGCCUUGAACAGCAAUUGUGUGUGCAACAAAUUGAGGAGAGGCAACCUGGUAGGGAGCAGGAGAGAUGCAGCACUGGAGAAGCUAGUGUUGUUACACGGCUGAGUGAAAAGCAAUCAGCCGGACCACAUAUGAAGACCUUGACAGAUAAGAGCAAUGUUCGACAUGAGAAGUUGGCACUGGAAGGAGAACCACCCUUGGAGACAGUGCAGAAGGUGGCCAUGGAUGUGGGCUUCUCACUUCGUCCUGUGCUGGAGCAACAGUCAUCUCCCGAGGGAGAACCGCCAGUGCAUGAGGAGGGACAACCUGCACCAAUCCAGUGUUUAUCUCAAAGAAGACAGCAGGAACAACAAGAGCUGGUAUCUGUGGUAGAAGUGCUGCCAAAGAGGAAGCAGUGGUUGGCCAGAAAGAGACAGUCACCUCCAUCAGCAACUGAGAGAAAGUGUGCACUGCAUGGCAAUCGCGAGGACCAGCAAUUGAUGACACCACAGCUGAAGCAGGCAGGCCAUGAGAAAGAACAGCCACGAGACAGCCAGAAGCGUCUGUUUGAAGGGCAGGAUCACGCACCCACGAGCAAGAAGCCCCGGCUCAGCAAGCGCCAGCUGCGUGAGCUCUUCUCAUCCAGCUCAGAAGAGGACGAAGCUUCGGCAGCAGAGGAAAGUGCAUACACCACAUUUCUUUCCAGUGCUGAGCACACAGCCUUGAGCAGAGCAGCAUCUGGCAAACUGCUCGCCUCAAAGGCAGCGCACACAGCAAUGUCCAAGUUGUCGUGGCUCGCAAUGCAACCUGAGGUGCGGCCAGGAGUGGUGGCCUCCUUUGUGCGCAACGUGAAACGCGAUGCACUCGUGUACGCUGCUCUCCUCUACCUAGGCCGUUGCAAGGCCAACCCGGUGGCAGCAUAUUGCCGUGGCGAGCAGGCACCGCCGCUAAUCACCAAGCUUGAAGCACUGCUGCUUGAGGCAUUGGCGCUCAAGCCAGAUGGGUUCGCUGCACUAUUGUCUUCCUUGCGGGCACGAUUGUGGAGCCCACGGAAGCCAACACGGAUGUUGGCACAGGCAUCGUAUGUGCGUCUACUGUGUGCAGUGUGCAGCCAGCUCAAAGAACACAAGGUGGCUCGUGUUGCAGCCUGGGACCUGAUGUGCUCUGACCAUGCUCCUUUUUUGGUGGCGUCAGCUGUGGGUGCCUGGCCUGGUCUACUUUCUGCAUUGCCCCCUGGGCCAUUGCAGAGGGCUGUCAGCUACAUCCUACUCCGCAGUCCAGCGCACGCUCUCAACAACACAUUGAAGUCACAGGCCCACAAGGUGCUGUGUGAGCUUGGUCCCCUGCAGGAAUUCGUGGGAGAUGAGCGGACGCUUGUUGAAGAGCUGCUUGACCCACUUUUGCUUCCACACCGGCAGUGCAGAGAUGUCUGCGUGACACAUCGCCUGGCACUGGAGCAGCUGUGCAGGCGUUCACCAGUUGACCUGCUGGCUUGGCUGCUUGAGCAGCGACUGGGCCCCCAUAUGCAGUCAAUGCUAGACCAGCCCCACGCUUCUUGCCUCGUCAGACUGCUAGGGUUGCUGUGGAAGCAUUACGAGAAAGCAGCCGUCAAGCUGGAGACCCUGCUCAGUCAGCUGGAGAGCUUUCUCUGCCAUGGAGAACCAGCACUGCAAGAGGCAAUUGGUCGAGCACUUUAUCUGCUGCCUGGCCUUGAAGGCAGCCGCUGGGCUGGGGCCCUGAUUCACUGGCGGCGACAGCAACCAUCUUAAGUUUGUACCUGAGGCAGGUUUCACAAACCAGGUAAUCUGUUGCCAUAACUGUGUGGUGCAUAAGGAAAAACACAAACAAAUAAAAGACGACCGUAUCCUGAGUAAAGCAUCCACAAGGCAAGGCUGCUGUUGAGGGUCCAUCCUGAAGCAUAUGGCUAGCUUCUGUGCACCUUGCCUAGGUAGCAACAUGCUAAGAAGGAAAUGUGCAAAUUGCCAUUUUUUGAAUGACAACUGCACAUGCAAGUGGAACUGCACUGUGUGUUCCUGAAGAGGUCUCCAAACUCUAGCUUUCAGUUUCGGGCUGCCACUAGUAAGUGACGCUCUGUCCCCUUCGAACGUGUGGUGCAUGAAAUAAAGGGUGAGGACAUGCAGGUGUGCUCGCUCCUGUAUGUAGAGGCCCCAAAUUGUGCCGAUCUCUCUACGUGUUCUUGCAUGAACACUGCAUCUCUCGCGUUAUACAACAUAGUUGUUGCUCAUUUCACCAGACACAUUGUGCUUCCAAACAACAAGCUCUGUGAGUUGUAUACUUCAAGAGGUAUGUCCAGCAGCCUGACAUAACUGUCGACAUUUGCUACACCGAAUUGUGCUGGCUUUUGUAAAGUGCUGGUCCUACCUGAGGUAGAACUAGUGUUGUAGGGAACGGUGUUCCAAGAAGCGGUGUUCCUGGAACUAUUUCCUUUUAGGAGGAACGGAGGAACGCCACCGUUCCAUUAAGGGUCGGUGGAACUGUAACGGUAACUCGAUAGGUUUACGAAGGAAUGGCAGAGGGAACGGCGCUCCUUCUGUAAACGUUCCACGGCAUUGAACAGACGCAUGCACGUAUGCAGCACAUCAUGCAGGGCAGAUGGGCGACUGCGUGAGGCACGAAGAACUACCGCUUGCCUGUCAUGUGACUAUGGCGCAUUUUCUUCGUGAGUUCUUCGCUAUAUUUUUUUAUGACUAGACUCCAAGAUUGUCACGUGACUCUCCCUCCUGUAGACCAUCAACAUAAAGACAGAGUUGGCUGCAGUGACCAAACCAGCCAGUGCAGACGUUGCCACCUCGUCCACGCCCGAAGAUUUCUUCUCGAUCGGGCGCCAAACCCUUCCAGCCGAGGAACAGGAUGAGCUGUCGCGGUACCUGCUGGUACCAGUUGGUUACCCGCUGUCACAGAUGAAGAACUUCGAGGGACUGAACCAAAUUUUCCACAAGUAUAGCACGGCAGUACCCUCAAACGCUUCGGUGGAAUGGCUCUUCAACAUUGCCAACGAAGUGCUGACGAAGAAACGGGUUCGUCUGUCGGACACCGACAUCGAGAUGGAAGUCUUGCUGAGUUCAAACAAGGGACUUUACUAAGUUGCGAUUAUGUGUAAUGGACAUUUUUCUUCCGCUCAUACUGCAAUAUUGAAUCAGCAUUCAUUAAACCUAUUGUUCCUUUCGAUGCGGUUUCUUGUGCAAGAAAUUUAAUUAUUUUGAUGCAUGUGAGUAACUUUCUAUUUGCACAUCUGAAGUGCAGUAUCCUUCCUGACUGUGCAUUUGAAGACUGAAGUGGAAGGUGCCAUAUGUGUUGCACUUGUAAUAAACGAGCACCAAAGUUGCAGUUAGACAUGCCUGGAGUAUGUCCGGUGCUCCCUGAACAAAUUCGUCUAGGAGCAUUUCUUUGGAUUGUUUUUAUCUCCAGAUAAUCUGCUGUUGGCGAUGUUCAAGUUCGUAUAAUAUACGUAGUUCGAUGAGAGUGUUAAAUUGCUCACUUUAUUUUGCCUCAAGAUUAUCCGACACUAUAUUUUAAUUUUAAAAAAUCAAAUGUAACAUUAAUGUAACGACACAUUCCAAUGUUUGAAGUGUAACUGGAAUGCGUUCGUUUCACAUUAAAGGAACUUGUAACGGGCACUCGUUUCAAUAUUGGGGAGGAACAAGGAACGAGCUUUCAUUCCUGUUUUUGAGGAACGUGUACAACACUAAGUAGAACAAUGGCCAGUAUGUGACAGCUUUGUUGUCUGCCUUCGUGACAGUCGUUUCCUGCUAGGCAUGAGAAGCUGGCACUCGAAGCAUGGACACAGGUGCGUGAGUCGGAGGGUACUGACAAAAAAAAACAAACAGAAGUUGCAACUCUACACUGACUACUACUCCAUUGCUGCAAAGCUAAGCCCAAUUCAGAAUGCCAUUAUUUGCUGCCAGCAUGUGAACUCUGUGGCCACUUUGCCUAAUCUACGCAAGUCCAACUCGCUCUGAAACUUUUGCAGGAAGGGGCACUUUGUAGAAGCUCAUGAAAACUUAAGCGCAGGGUUGGCUCUGUCCAGCUGCACACUGUCUAGAAUCAGCCAAGGAAAUGUUCUUGGAAGUCACCAUGGACAAUCACACGACCUAGUUUAAGGUUGACUGCAAUGCAGUGGUGCUGGCUAUACCAAGCGACCUCCCCAUGCUUCCCGCCAAGCUCUUCAAGGUUGACACACUCCUCAAAGGACUUGGAGGCCAACCACUGCAUGUACUCAGCUCCUGCUUAGGAUGACUUCAGUGACAGUGAAGACAAGGCUCCCAGUGGCUCUGUGUCGUUUAAUCCCUGUCUAUGCCUCUUCUGGGACUGUCUGCAGUAUUAGCCCUGAGUGUUAUGACAUAUUUGGGCAGAGUACAAACCCCUGAGACACCACCGCAUGCCAUACUCGUUUGUAGACUCGGCACCCUCAAGGACAGAUACCAGAUUCACCUGAAAUUGGACACCCUGCCAUUCACUCUAAAUAUAACUCGUGAGAUCCCGAAAUAGACAGGCUUGAGGUUGUGACUUGUCGCAUUAUCAGGCCAACUCUGUACUUGUUCCCAUGUCACUAGGAGACUACUGUAUCUACGUCGAUUUGAUUCGGCUAAACCAAGUAGUGCUACGAGAAUGCCGCAUCCUCUCACAGUUGAGCAUGUCCUUUGCCUGCUUGAAAACACAGCAGUAUUCAAGAAACUGGUUGCCACUAGGUGAAACCAUCUGCCGACUACAGUGAAAUCUCGAUAUGAACUUCAGGGGACCAUGGUAAAUGGUUCGUUAUUCUGAAAAGUCGUUAUAGUGAAAGCUCCAAAAUUAGCCAUUCCGCCCAUUAACCCAUCAGUUCAUAAGUUGUUACCAUAUGAGCUAUCCAUGAAGACGUUGCUGUUGGCGCUCGGCCUGCGCUGUUGCUAUUUACCAUAGAUUCCAGCCCCACGCACCACCGAAGCACCGUGUACAGUAUAGACCACUUAUAAUGUAACCACUUAUAGUGCAGGACCGGAUAUAGUGCUGUCUUUUCAGACUCCUGUUAAUUUUCCCAUAGCACUCCAAGUAUACACGUAUCGCUUAUAGUGCAGUUGCAGGAAACGAAAUACUGGUUACAGUGCGGCUGCCUCGGAGUACAGAAGUCGGCGGAGGCGGCGAACGCUCCCCUCAAACAGGCGCCCCAAGGAGUGCUCCAGGAAGAAAGAGAGACGAAGUGGAGGAGAAGGGCACGUGGUGCGAACGAACAGACAGUGAGGCGGAAACCUGAAUCUUGAGUGCGAGUCGUGAAAUAUCCCGGCGCGCAUAGCGAGCGAGGGCCAUGUAACUGCCAACGCCGGCCAACGCUCGCUUCACGAUAACGGCAGUAAAGAAAACUUCAGGGAGCGGGCGGCGCUGGCACAGCACGGCGAAGGGCGCACGCGGAGACCGUGGAAUGUGAGGGAGGAGGGCGGCAGGGAAGCGGAUUUCGCCUCGGCAACUCCGCCGCUUCGGUGGCUCCCCUCACCCUCCCUCGUAGCUCCCUCACUUUCGACUGUCACCUUGCGCGCCCGCCGCCGUGCAGGCGCCGCCGCUCCAGCCGGCCCGGCGCCAGCUCCCCGAAGUUUCGUUUUCUGCCGUUAUCGGGAAGCGGGUGUUUGCCGGCGUGGGGCAGUUUCGUUUACCGGCCUGGGACAGCGCCGCUGCUUCCCUCUGUGCCGUAGCUGCAGCGUGCAAGGUCAACACGCGACUAGAAAGUAGAGGAAGCAUAAAGGAGAAAGAAGGGUUCACUGCCCUUUUCUACGCGUGGCUACGGUAGCGUGGCUGAGACGUCGGCAUGUACACGCAUGUUCUGGCGCAACGCAGAAUCGGCGACCUUGCCAUUUGAGAGAGGGUGGAAUUUCCGCCGCGUUUUUUUGCUUUUUGUUUUGUUCGCGCGCGACAUUGGGGUUUCUCCUAAGCUUUUGCCGGUCGGAGGCAUCGCCGCGUGAUUUGGUUCGAAUUAACGAGAUUCGACUGUAAAUUGAAUGCAAACGUUCUAGCCGCAUUUCUCGACUGUGGCAUGCGCGUGGCGGCUCGGUGCAUAUGUUUUGCAUAUGUGCGGGCCUUGAAAAUUGUUGCUUUGGUUAUAGUGCGGUACCGUUUAUAGUGCGAAUAUUCGCGACUCCGGGGACUUAACGUUAUAAGCGGUCUACACUGUAAUAAGAGUUACGCACUCAAAACAGACGCUUACGCCGAGAAAACUACCGAAAAAAGGAAGCUUUAUGUUACCUCCAAAGCGCAUUAUUUCUUGUUUCUUUUCACAUUCCUUGCCACGGACACUGCAACUGUCUCGCUCGAGGCGGACACCUGAACUGUUCUAAAGCGCAAGAGCGCGUAGAUGACAACGCCAGGAAAGUACAAAGUGUGACCGUGUGACAACCUCGCGAGUAUGGAGGUAACAUUUCUCAGUACGGCCACUGAAAGCGCUGAAAGAAACGCGAAAGAAGGAAGAGACGCCUCCGUUGCUAGGCGACACUUGGCUGGGCGAACCUAAAGUCCCUAGAUUUGCUGCUCUUUUUUAGAGAAAGCAAAAAAAAAAAUAUCUAGGGACUUUAGGCAAAGCAUGCGCUCACAAAACCUGAUGCCUCGUCGCCUUAGCUAGUGUUGAACAGUCCUGCGCGUGACAACGGCCACUUCGGGACCUUCUCAGAAAGAACGGCUCGCCUGACUGUUUAGCUGACAUACUGUUACCUUCCCUCGGAACCAAAAAGCACAAGUCGAGAGCGAAAGUAUUUUGCGGUGAUGCCCGACCCGAUGCGUGCCUUCUCACCUGGCUGGUCCCGCUGCUCUACUGCGCUGCGCUAUUGGAAUAUCCAUCCACGCAGUGUGUUCGAAUAGGUCACUCUACUUCAGGCACACUGCGCCACUGUAAAGCGCAAGGACGCUCUCCUAAACCAGGGGCGGACCUAUUGCAACGUGCGCCGGCGUGUCAUCUGCCAUCCUUUUGGCUGGUACAGAAAAGGCGUGCGCGAAAGAACCUGUGUGCGCAUGCAGGUGACAGCCGUUUCCCUUGUGAGAUGCCGCUGUCACCGAUUUGCGUGAUCGUCGCGCUGCUUUCGAGUCUUUUUUGGAACUCGUGGAGUGAUUAUCGUGGGCGAUUGGCCUUUCGAGAGGCGGCCGCCCUUCUUUUCGACACGCUGAUGCUACGUGCCAGCAUACUUUUUUUUUUCCCUUGAGGUUUUCCGAACUCAUGCGCCGCGGCGUCCGCUUUCUGCGCCCUGUCGUCUGAUAGCCUCCUGUUUCGGCUGCCUUGACUGGAUACAAGAAAAAUCUAAGAAUCCCCAGAUUUGGAUAUUAGUUCGUAGUACUGAGGCGUUGUUAACAUGACACGGGAACUGAAUAACGAUCGUUAUUCUGAAGAGUUUGGUAUUCUGAAGUUCGCAGUACUGAAAUAUUUCUACAUUGAAACUAUAUGAAGUCAGUGGUGGAUUUCUGAAAUGUUCGUUAAUCUGAAAAGUUUGUUAAUGUGGGGUUCGUAGUAACGAUUGAGAUUUUACUGUAGCAGAAUCUGACAACCGUCAUAUCCCAAUUUGGCUGAUAUAGUGCCCCUGAAUGUUUCUAAAAGCAGACGGCCAUGAUCCUAAAAAGGCAGGAAGAAGUCACAAACAUAUUUGAUGACAUAAUAGUCUUAGGAUGCACUUGCCAAUAGCCUGCCAUGCCAGGUGCGACAUCACACUGAAUCUGCACAAAUGCCUGUUUGGUGUGGCUAAAGUUUCUUUCCCUGGCAUCUUCAAUUCUACAGAAGGCAACAGGCGAGAUCUCGGUGAAGUCGAGACCAUCAAGACUAUGGAAGCUUCAGAAGACAUUGCAGUGGUGGAACAGCUGCACCAAUUACUCCAAAUUGCGCGAUGAGCGCAGCAGCUUUGCGCCAUCCUGGGAGGGGGGGGCUAUUGUGUAAGAUUCCACCUAGUGGACUGUCCACUUCGGCUGUCGCCAUUGGCUUCAGUUUAAUGAGCGCAAAGGAGACUGGCUGGCACCUUCGCGCUCGUGAAGCUGGAGCCAAUGGCGACAGCCGAAGUGGGCACUCCACUAGGUGGAUUCUUACAGAAUAGGCCUCCUGCUCCAAAAUGGCAUUUUAGCAGAAGAUUUUGCCAUGCCAUGAUAACAAGGUUUUUUCUCAGUAGAGUGCAAUUGUUUUGUUUUAACUUGUUUGAUCUUUUCUAUACGUUAGUAACAAAUGAGCUACUAUAUAACUUUAUUGAUGUUAACAUACUCAAAAACAAUAAUCCUACGAGAUUUGCUAUAAACUAUUUUUUACUCCCCAGAGAUCACACUAAUUAUGGACAAAUGACUUCAGCAUACAUAGUGAUAAGUAAUAAUUUACCCAACUCUUUAACAUCAUCUGCAUCUUUUAAAUCGUCACUUAGAGCAUUUAUUUUACAAUAAAUUCAGCCAUAUUAAUUUAUAUUCAGUUGUAUAAUGUGUUGUGUAGUAAUUGUGAAUAUGUGAACUUUUGUUACUUGUGAUUUUACCUAAUAGAUUACUAUGUUUAGGAAUUAUAAUUACUGUCUGGGUUGAUUUUGUCGUUCAUCUACAUUCAUUAAUAGCUGUUAUGCUGCUUCUAAUCUAGUAAUUCGUUGUAUUUCCUGUUCAGGUUCCCGGUGCUAUCUUCGAUUUUGGGACCCUCUCCUGUAUAAUAUACUACCUGUAUGUUCUGUUUUUGUAACGAAUAAACAAUUCUUGAAU